AUGAAAGGUGGAGCUUUGGAAGUUUUGCUUGUGAACGCUGAAGGCCUCAAACAUGCUCGGCUCUUAAGAUCAUCAAGCCAAUAUGUGAUUACUCAAUGUGGCAGCCACAUCCAUACUAGCAAAAGCACAACAGGGAAAGACAAGAAAGCUUGGUGGAAUGAGAAGUUUGUAUUCAAAUUGACAAAUUCAGAAUGGAAGUCAGUGACCAAAAUCAAAUUGAAAGUCAUGGAAAAGGACAAACUUUUAGAAGACUGCUCUCUUGGUGAAGCUACUAUAUAUCUAAGAGGCAUCUUAAGAGAAGGAGAGAGGAAGGGAAUUACGGAAUUAAAACCAGCUCCUUACAACAUAGUGCUCAAAGAUCGCACUUAUGGGGGAGAGCUAAAAGUUGGCCUCAAGUUCGAUUCAAAAGAAUGUCAAAGGAGGAGGAAACUAUGGUACCCUUUAGCAAAGGGUUAA
This is a messenger RNA of Asparagus officinalis (garden asparagus), 456 nucleotides long. Its product is annotated as elicitor-responsive protein 1. The transcript has 5 exons. NCBI's taxonomy places the organism in Eukaryota, Viridiplantae, Streptophyta, Magnoliopsida, Asparagales, Asparagaceae. Bases 1 to 456 code for a protein of 151 amino acids. The record is from RefSeq and is a predicted model, not a curated record.